This is a messenger RNA of Penicillium cosmopolitanum, 228 nucleotides long. RefSeq lists its product as uncharacterized. NCBI's taxonomy places the organism in Eukaryota, Fungi, Ascomycota, Eurotiomycetes, Eurotiales, Aspergillaceae. The record is from RefSeq and is a predicted model, not a curated record. The coding region runs from base 1 to 228 and encodes 75 amino acids. The transcript has a single exon.
AUGAACGCGAAUGCCCGUGCUAGUGGUGUUACGCUCGGGGUUUUGCCCAGUGGCUGGUCCUCGCUAGACUGGGCAAUCAAGACCGAACGAAGCAGCGCUUCGACCGUGAUGAGGAUGGUCACUUGUGGAACCCCGACUGGGCUACGGAUACGAGUGGAAUCAACGUCCGCCUCGCUCCCAAGACCUCGACCUGAGCUGCGCGGUGCACCACUCAGCGUCGUUGCUUGA